UCCACCUCAACGCAGCCUCUCUCCCCCAUCCCCAGCUGUCAAUCCCUUUGGUUGUAUGUUCCCUCCUCACCCCCCCCCCCCAAAGCUUUCCUAGCUCCUUGCCCUCAGACAGAUUGUAGCUAGGGGUCGGUACUGGAGUUGAGAGAAAAAGGACAUGGAAAAGGAGAUAUGGGACCCUUGGAUAAAGCUGACAGACAAUAGGCAACACUGGAUGGAAAACUGGAUAUCAGACUGACACUUGACCUCUAGACACAGAGAUUUCUCUGUGACUGAGGUCCCUUCCAGGGGAUCCAGCCAUCAGUUGGAAGAGACCUGGGGACCAGGGGGGACCUGGCUGGAUAGGGAUGAGGGAACCAAGCCACUCCCCAAGUCCCUGGUCCCCCCGUGGCAGCUCACUAAGCACCCUCACUCUUCUGCUGCUCUUCUGUGGACAUGCUCACUCUCAGUGCAAAAUCCUCCGCUGCAACGCUGAGUAUGUAUCAUCCACGUUGAACCUACGAAGUGGGGGAUCUUCUGGAGGGAACCGGGGAGGUGGAGUCCGGGGCCCAGGAGCGAACUCUGGUGGCCUAUGUCGCGCCCUGCGCUCCUAUGCGCUCUGCACGCGGCGUACUGCGCGUACCUGCCGAGGGGACUUGGCCUUCCAUUCUGCGGUCCACGGGAUAGAAGAUUUGAUGAUCCAACACAACUGCUCCCGCCAGGGUCCCACGGCCCCGCCUCCUCCGCAGGGUCCCGCCCCUCCUGGCGCUGGCCCCGCCCUUUCUUCAGGCCCCCCUGCUCCGGACCCCUGUGACUACGAAAGCCGGUUUUCUAGGCUACAUGGUCGUCCCCCGGGCUUCCUGCAUUGCGCUGCCUUUGGGGACCCCCACGUACGCAGCUUCCACCACCACUUCCACACGUGCCGUGUCCAAGGCUCCUGGCCUCUUUUGGACAACGACUUCCUUUUCGUCCAGGCUACUAGCUACCCGGUGGCCACCGGAGCCAACGCCACUACCACGGGGAAGCUCACCAUUAUAUUUAAGAACAUGCAGGAAUGUAUCGACCAAAAAGUCUACCAGGCUGAAGUGAACAAUCUCCCAGCGGCUUUUGAAGACGGAUCGGUCAAUGGAGGUGACCGUCCUGGAGGUUCAAGUCUGACCAUCCGAGCAGAGGCCCCUGGGAGCCAUGUGGAGAUCCGAGCUGCCUACAUUGGUACAACCAUCAUUAUUCGGCAAGCAGCUGGUCAGCUCUCUUUCUCUAUUCGGGCAGCUGAAGAAGUAGCAGGAGCAUUCUCAGCUGAACAAGAUCUACAGCUCUGCGUAGAGGGAUGUCCCCCAAGCCAGCGACUCUCCCGGUUGGAGCGACAACGAAGAGGGGCUCUGACCUUUGAUACUGCUAAGCAGUUGUGCAAAGAAGGACUACCAGUUGAAGAUGCUUAUUUCCAUUCAUGUGUCUUUGAUGUUCUGACCUCUGGUGACCCCAACUUCACUCUGGCUGCUCAAGCUGCCCUAGAGGAUGCUCGGGCCUUUUUGCCAGACCUGGAGAAGUUGCAUCUCUUUCCUCGUGAUGCUGGAGUUCCCCUCAGGCUUACAGCUCACCUGACCCUAGUACUUACUGGAAUCCUUGUUUUCUGGUGUUCCAUCUGAUGAACACUCCCACACCCAUUUUAAUAACCUAACUAAUACUUUAAAUUUGGUAGGAACAACAUGAAAAGGGGGUAGAAUACUUGAGGAAAGGAACAAGGCCGGGGACAGUCUCAAAGUCUGAAAAUGGCCUGCUGAUACUUCCCUAGAUAUAUAAAAAUGGGCUAAAAUCAAGGGUUGGAGUGGCCACAGGAUAGAGAAAUGGGGAUGGGAGUAGGACUAGAGCCUCUGUGGUCUACACCUCUCUAAGAAAGUCUUUGAUGAGCAGAUUCUCCUACCACUGUUCCCUCUGGAAUGAAAGUAGGAGGUCAUGAUUUCCAAGUAGAAAUAAUUUGAGAGGUAUACAUGUUCAUUACCUACCAAAAAAAACCCAAACAAACAAAGAACAAUUGGGUACUUGGUAUACAUGAUUUCACUGUUAUAGGCACUCCCUCUAUCAAUGCAGAACAAAACCUCUCCAUGUUGUUGCAUCCAGUUCAUCACUACGUUUGCCCAUAAAUCCUAUUAGAUUUAUCCAACACACUGGCCUUCCUCUUGUCCUUUUGGUAUCACAGGUAUCCUGAUAGACUACUAAGAUUAUCAGUCCUUCAUUCUCAACAUAUGACUCACCACCUUUUCUGAUAAUAUAUUUCCUUGAUUUUUUUUUACAUGAAUUCUCCAGUGAAAGUCUCUCUCUCUCUGUCUCUCUCUCUUUUUUUUAAAGCAACAUCCUGCAGCAUAGAUUUGGAGUAAAAAAAUCCCUGGGUUCAGGCCCUGGCUUCCUAGUUCUGUGACCCUACUAUGUAAGCUCCAAGUUCUUUAAGUAACAAUUUCCUUAUCUAUAAAAUAGGAAUAAUAAUAUUUACCACUUAGUAAACUGUGGAAUGGUUUUCAAAUGUGAGCUAUCAUUACUUAGACUCACCCCAUCUUUUCAUUACCAUUCUGGCUAUUCCUAAAUUUAAUUCUUCUGAGAUCAUAAUCUUCCAUGAUUAGAAAACAUAUUAGCAUCUCAAGGAGAAUGAAUACUGUUAUUUUAAGUGAUAGACCUUUUCAAUACAAAGCACUUUGGGAUCACUGAAAUCGUUGCACGACCCACAAAAUGAAAAAAAGAUUCAAUACUUUUCAUUUACUGUUUUCUUUUUCAGUACAAGUAUCAUCUGUCAGGAAAAGGGCUAUAAGCAGUUGAAGGACUAUUUUCCUUUUUGUUUUUGUGUCCUUAGUGCCUAGCCUAAAUUAAGAGUUUAAUAAAUGUUUAUUGAAUUGAAUUGAAGGGAAGAAACUGUGUUUUGAUUUCUUCUUUUUGAACGGUCAGAGAGGAAUUUCUCUGCCUACACCUUAGGCUUAGGGAAUUUCUCUGCCUUUGGGGAGGGGUGCAUGUUAGACAGAAAUUAAUCACUUCCCCCAUAUAGUCUGCAAUUAAAUUUUUUUAAUUCCAUACAUAUACUUCUGUUGCUUAUUUUGAAUCUUCCAAAGUGGACCUGAAGAAACAGAAGCUUGGGGCAUAGUGGAAUUGUUCUUCAAGUAAUCAGCAAGAUGGGUAGGUUAGAGGUAAAAAGAUAAUUAAAUUUUUUUUGGAUGUGUUAUUUGAGAUGCCUAUCGGCUAUCCAGUUGAAAAUGUCCAGUAGGCAGUGAUUUGAGACUGGAAUUCAAAAGAAAAAGUAGAAUUGAAUAUAUAGAUCCGGUAGUCACCAAGAGGAGCUGAUGAGGUCAACAAGAGAAAAGGUAUAGAGAGAGUAGAAAAGAAGACCCUGGAUGGAGCCUUUCCAUAGUUAGGGAUGAUGAUCUAGCAAAGGAAACCAAAUAGAAGCAGUCAGACAGAGUAGUGGAAAACCAAGAGAGGAUAGUGUUACAAAACCCAGAGAGGAGGAAAUAUUUGGGAGAAGAUGGUCAACAGUAUUAAAUUUUGCAGAGAGAACUUAGAAGGAUAGACUAAGAACAUUGAACAAUAUAAGUACAGAGUAUCCCAAAAAUCUAUUUAAGCUGUGAAAGCUUAAAACUGCACUAAGAUUUUUAGAACAUAAUAUAGUUAAAUGCUAAAUUAUGUGCUGUUAAUAUCAUAGAAAUUCAGAAGUAAGGAAGAUCAAUGAAGGGUGAAAUAGUUAAGGAAGUCAUCAUAGAAGAAGGGCCUUGAAGGAUGAAUAGGAUUUGUUAGGCAGAAGUGAGAGAGGAGAACUUUCCAGGCAAAGGACUCAAUUUGUGGUCCAUGGAUACUGAGGGAGUCUAUGGAUAGAUUUCAGUGGGCUUGUGAAUUUGGAUAGAAAAAAAAUCCAUCUGUAUUUUCACUAA
Messenger RNA from Vombatus ursinus (common wombat), 3884 nucleotides. RefSeq names its product hemojuvelin-like. Lineage: Eukaryota; Metazoa; Chordata; Mammalia; Diprotodontia; Vombatidae. Gene Ontology annotation, cellular component: plasma membrane. The record is from RefSeq and is a predicted model, not a curated record. Bases 345 to 1622 code for a protein of 425 amino acids. The transcript has 4 exons. Gene Ontology annotation, molecular function: coreceptor activity. Gene Ontology annotation, biological process: BMP signaling pathway.